CGUGUCGGUGCACCUGUGAUCGGCGGCCAGGCGGGGGCGCUGUGUAGCCAAGGCGAGGCCGUGCGCGGAGGAGGUGUGUCCGUCUUCGGCCGCCGUAGGACGUAUCGCAUGGCGCCGCUGAGAAGGACUAUGUACAAGGUGGCGUGGCUGGCAGCCGUGCCUGGAGGGUUGAGCCUGGCAGAGGGGAGGGUGUGUGCCGCCAGCGAGGACAAGCAGGAGUGCGCCCCCCUGAGGACGGAUGAGCUGUCUCUGUACACAACACCACAGCAGAAGUACAAGUUCGUGGAGCCCGAGGUCAGCCAGCUGGAGCAGGGCGUCUCGGUGCUGAGGAGAUCUGCAGAACCGUACACCUCCUGGUGCCAGGGGGUGUGCACAGCAGCGAGACCAAAGAUCGGAAGCUCGGUCCAGCUGGGAAAAGACAGCUACGAGUUCCUGAAAGACCCGCCCCCAGGAUUCUACCCCCGAGCUGGUGUCAUCGGUUUUGCUGGCAUUUUAGGACUCUUCCUAGCGAGAGGUUCCAGGAUCAAGAAGUUGGUGUACCCUACCAGUUUAAUGGUCCUUGGGGCCUCCCUGUACUACCCUCAGCAGGCUGCUACAAUGGCAAAGGUGACGGGUGACGCCCUGUACGACUGGAGCCUGCGGGGCUAUGUGGCCGUGGAGUCUCUCUGGAAAACUGGCAGCCCGGGCAAGCAGCCCAGCGCACAGUCUGAGGGGACCUCGGGGAAGCCUGACGGGAACAGCCAGACAGCGGGGGAGGGGAGGAACUGAUCGCUGCAGGCUCGUUGCCGGCUGACCCGGGGGUUCGGUGCCGGACCAGUGCGGUGGAGCCGGGCUCCCUGAGCCGCCCUGAGACCCGCGGGGCUGCUCCCCUCCUCCCUCUCUCAGGGCGUCUCCCUUGCACCUGCCCUCUCGACACAGCCCGUCUCCAGAGCCCAGGCCGCGCCAUCGCCGAGGCUGACUUCCGGCUGCCCUGGCUUGGCUUGUUCCUUGUAAUUACUGUAUUUAUGUAAAGAAUUAAACAGCUCUCGACCACGA
Molecule: messenger RNA, 1035 nt
Organism: Lepisosteus oculatus (spotted gar)
Lineage: Eukaryota; Metazoa; Chordata; Actinopteri; Semionotiformes; Lepisosteidae
Gene: apooa
Product: apolipoprotein O, a
Biological process (GO): cristae formation
Cellular component (GO): MICOS complex
Source: RefSeq, a predicted model, not a curated record